This is a messenger RNA of Physcomitrium patens, 3904 nucleotides long. The record is from RefSeq and is a predicted model, not a curated record. NCBI's taxonomy places the organism in Eukaryota, Viridiplantae, Streptophyta, Bryopsida, Funariales, Funariaceae.
GCAGCAGGGAAGGGGUGGGGUUCGAAUUUUGAAGAAAGAGAGGCUGGUGAGCGAGAGGGCAGUUAAGUUGGCGGUGGCGGGCCUUCUGAUGUCACGUCUGCGCGGCUGGAGGCUCACGAAUUCGGGCCAUAGCCCACUCGCACCUGGCACACACUCCGUCGGCUUCGUAAAUUUCUCUAGAUCCACGCUGUCUUUCUUCCGCACGCAAAUUCAUUGCAAGACGGUGGGAGUGAUGUAGUUGACGUCAUGGAAGUUGGACGUUAAGAGUGUGUAAAUAUUGUUUUGGUAGACUACAACUGAAAUAUCGCAAGCUCUAAUGUACGGAAUCGAUGCUUCGAAUUUAGAUUUUGUUUUUGAUUCUCGAGGUUUCUGAUUUUACCUUCAGCGAUUAUCGAUGAAGCUGCUUCUUGAGUGGCGGUCAGGCUGAUUUUGGUGCCCAUCAUGCGGCGAGAUUUGUGAACGUAUACGAUGGACGGUUCGGAGUCUCGUGAUACUAGUGGUCGUCCACGACCACCUCCAGUUUCAGAGGGAGCUCCAGGGCAUCCUAGGGUUGGAGCUAACCAAGUGCGGCCAUCUCAACCCGGACCUAGUGGACAACAUUUGCAGGGCCGUAGCGGAGGUAGUGACAGUGUUGCUUUGGCUCUACCUGUAGCGUGUGUCCCGAGUAAGACAACUAGACCAAGCUUUGGGAGAGCGGGACGGCUCACACAGUUGUGUGUGAAUCACUUCAAGACCGAACUGGUGAAGUGGGACGACGUGUACCAUUACAAUGUGUCGAUGGAACCGGAAGUAACGAAUAAGAAAAUAUGUCGUGAUAUCAUGACGAAGCUCCGCGACACAUUUGGGGAAUCCGAAUGCGGUGGUAAGCAAGGGGCUUACGAUGGAGGAAAAUCUUUGUUUACGAGUGGGAGUUUAUCGUUCAACUCUAAGGAGUUUCCAGUGUUCCUGGAUGACCGCAAAACUCCCUCUUUCAGACCUGGUGAUCGGGGAGGAAAAUUUGGAGAUGAUCCUUCUACACGCAGCCCAGGUUUUCCUAGGGAAGAAGCCAUCACGAAGAGGAGGAGGACUGCUGCGAGAGGGAGGGAUUUCAUUGUUAAGAUUGAAUUUGCUGGAAAGAUUCGGAUGAAAGCAAUUCACGGGAUACUAAAGAGAGUUAUGGGUAUGGGCGAUCUAGAGCAGGAAGUGCGUGCAAUAGAUGCUCUACGUGUUCUAGAUAUAGUGCUUCGGGAGAGUGCUUCAAGAAGAGGGUACCUUCUUGUGAGGGAUAAUUUCUUUCAUCCGAGCUUGGGUCCGGUUGGCAACUUGGGAGAGGGAGUUGAGGCUUGGAGGGGUUAUCACUCAAGUGUGAGGCCUACUGGGUUGGGCUUGACUUUGAAUCUCGACAUGACUAUGACAACGAUGUUGAAGCCCAUCCUUGUAGAGGAAUUUCUGAUGGAAAGGUUCAACGUAAGAGACCUGAAUUGUUUGCAAGGCAGGGACUGGGUUAAAGCCAAUAGCGUGUUGAAAGGAGUUAGGAUCGAAACGAUUCACAUGGAAGUGUCUCGAUCUCACAAGAUUGCGGGGUUCAGUCCGCGGCCCAUUAAAGACCUAAAAUUCACUAAGAGGAUCAAAGACGGCGAAGGUAAUGCGCGAGAGGAGGAGAUGUUAGUGGAGCAAUACUACUUCGAUGUGUACUCGUACACCCUUAAAUACCCAGGUCUUCCAGCAAUAGAUGUUGGGAACAAGAAGAAGCCCACAUUCUUGCCGUUAGAGUUGUGCAAGAUAGUUGCGGGACAGCGUUACUCGAAGUCGCUGUCUAGCAGGCAGAGGACUGCCCAGAUUGCUGCAUGCAAGCAGGGACCGCAAGAGCGGCAAAGAAUCUGUGAGAACGCGAUUACUGUGAGCAACUACAACUCUGACAGAAUAAUCUCAGAGUUCGGUCUUCGAUUUGAGAACAAGCUCGCUUCCAUCGAAGGCAGAAUGCUACCUGCCCCUCAGCUCGAAUUCGGAAAUGGGAAGACCGAGGAACCUAGAGAGGGGCGGUGGAAUUUUAAUAACAAGACCGUAAGGAAGGGAGUCAAAAUAGACCCCUGGGCUGUCGCUGUGUUUGAUCCCCGCUGCAAUGACGGAGGUCGCAUCGGAGAUCAGCUGGUGGAGAGUUGCUGCAGACGUGGUAUGAUGAUGCGAAGACCGGCUGUGGUGCAAAAAGAGUUGCCUGAUGCAUUGAACCGUUCACCCGAGCAGCGGGUGGAGUGGAUGCUUAUGUCACUUAAGAAGUAUACGCCUGUAUUCAUUCUGGUCAUACUAUCAGACAAAGACAGCCCAAUUUACGCUCCAUUCAAGAGGUUUUGUGAGAUGAAAAUAGGAAUUAUCUCGCAGUGCAUGGUUAAGCCUAGGCAGAUCAACGAUCAGUAUCUUGGAAAUCUUGCGCUGAAGAUAAAUUUGAAGAUGGGAGGGUUUAAUUCCCCAUUGAGCCGGCGGAUGCUCACCUGCCUUGGUGAGUCAACCAUAAUAUUUGGGAUGGAUGUGUCGCAUGGAUCCCCUGGAGAUUUGAGUGUUCCUUCGAUUGCAGCUGUGGUUGCCACCAAAAACUGGCCGGAAGUGUUCCAUUAUUCGACGCAAGUUAGAACACAGCCACCCAAGAUGGAGAUGAUAACUGGUCUUUAUGAGCCUAAGGGUGGCAUGGUGAGAGAAUUGCUUUUGACAUAUUACAACACAUGCGCCAGAGGCACAAAUCCUAAACCAAGUCAAAUUAUCAUCUACAGGGAUGGAGUCAGCGAAAGCCAGUUCGCGGAAUGUUUGGAGGUAGAAUUUAUGGCGUUCAAAAGGGCGUGUGCGGAACUGGAAGAAGGCUAUAAUCCUGGGAUAACCUUCAUUGUCGCUCAGAAACGUCACAACACACGUUUCUUUCCUCAGAACCGAGAUUCGUUGAAGAAUGGAAACGUUCUGCCAGGUACUGUUGUCGAUAAGGAUGUGUGCCAUCCUCACAACUUUGACUUCUUCCUCGUCUCUCAAGCUGGACUCAUUGGUACAUCUCGUCCGACUCACUAUCAUGUGCUGGUGAAUGAAAACAAACUUGGGCCGGAUGACAUCCAGAUGUUGACCAACAACCUCUGUUACACGUUUGGACGCUGUUCGACGUCAAUUUCGAUGGCGGCUCCUGCGGCAUAUGCCCAUGUUGUGGCAGGAAGGUAUCGGAAGUUGCUUGACACAUGGGGAAGAGGAUCUGAUACCUCUUCCUUGAGGAGUUCCAAAGAAGGAGGGGUUGACUCAAUGCCUUUACCAGAACUUCCGGCUCUCAAGAUCAAGCCCGAAUAUUCGAUGUUUUUUUGUUGAACUAACAGAUUGUACUUCCCUCUCUUAUCUGGCCGGAAACUGAGGAGGUGGUUGUGGCGUUUUUGUACAUAACUGCGACUUCAGGGUUAGUAAUCAAUUCUUCUCAAGACCGAGAGCACUGUCCCAUCCAUUCCUGUUAAACUGCGCUGAACCCGUGUGGGUUUAUUUUGGAAUAGCUUACAGAAAGAGUUGGCUGGCUAAGAUUUACACACAUACCGCUACUAAAUACUUAAACUUUAUACAGAUAGAAUAAAGAACUUUGUCUAAAAGAUUGGUAACAAAGUAUCCCCGUAAGAUAAUAUAAAAUUUUUAAGUCUUAUUUUUACACUAAUAAACAUGACGCCUUUGAAUAAGAUAAUUUAGGUCUUAUCUUUGUCUUUUUUACAAUUUCUAGAUGGUUGUCCUUACUAAUCUAUGAAUGUAAGUUAAUUUUGAAGAUAUUCUGUGCAUAUGAAUUAAUUUUCAUUAUUUUCAAUAUAGGUAAUGGUCAAGUUUAGUAUUUUUCUUAUAGAGCAUGAACUUAGAAGUCUAUAUUGUUAUAUUUCUAUGUUUUUUAAUACUGAGAUGACAAAAUAUUCUCAUCUUACAG